CGAGUUCAUUUUCAUCAUUUAUUUAUCUAUCUAUUUAUUUAUUUAUUUUUUAUUUAAUUCCGAAUGAAAUGUGCCGGAAAUAAUUCCUUGAUAAAAAUUAAAAAACGAGGUUGGUGUCUUAGAAAGACUCAUCUGUUCAAAUGGGGAGCGGAUCAUCAACUCCUUCAGAGCAUAGGACGAUCUUUAUCAAACCUGAUAACGAUCCCAAGGAGACCGAAUAUCCCAUUAAUCGAGUCGCUACAAACAAAUACACACUAUGGAACUUCUUGCCGAAGAAUUUGUUCGAACAGUUCCGGCGAGUGGCGAAUUUCUAUUUCCUCAUCACAGCCCUGAUAGCAGUCUCUAUCGAGUCGCCAGUAUCACCACUAACCAGCUCUCUACCUUUAAUAUUUGUAAUUUUAGUAACAGCCUGCAAACAGGGCUACGAAGAUUGGCUUCGAUACCGAUCUGAUCAACGGGUCAAUCGUGCCCUCGUUACGGUUAUUCGUAACUCGUGUGUUCAGGAUAUUUAUUGCGAAAACGUCGUAGUUGGGGAUCUAGUGAGGGUAAAUUGUGACGAAGAUGUACCUUGUGAUUUGGUACUUCUAUUCAGUAGCGAUCCGACUAGCAGCUGCUACGUCACUACAUCAAAUCUCGACGGUGAGACAAAUCUUAAGACUUUGCAAGUUCCCAGAAUUCUUUCCAGCUCGUCAAUCUCCGAUAUCGUAUCGUUGGAGGCAACAAUUACUUGUCAGCAUCCACUGGCUGACUUGUACAACUUUCACGGUAAGAUGGAGGUAAAUUUUGGCGAUGAAAGAAACACCGGCUUUCUUACUGUGGAUAAUCUGCUGCUUCGAGGGGCAAGAGUAAAGGACACGGCUUACGUUAUCGGCUGCGCUGUUUACACAGGACGAGAUACGAAACUUUCUUUAAAUUCGAAAAUUACAACAAACAAGUUUUCGACGGCGGAGAAAUCCAUCAACAAAUAUCUCAUUCUAUUUAUCGUUAUACUGGUGGUCCUAAUUUUCUCUUCAGCACUGACGAAAGCUCUUCUCGAGUUGAAUCCAACCUGGGAUGAAUACGUGGGAACAUCGGACCCCAUUACUACGUACACCUUCAUAGUUGAUGUCCUGGCCUUUGCGAUUCUUUACAAUUACAUAGUGCCAAUAUCCCUGUACGUAACAGCUGAGAUGCAAAAAUUUCUCGGUUCGUUUUACUUUGCCUGGGACAUUGAAAUGUACGACGAGGAAUCGGACCAACCGGCUUUGGCUAAUUCGUCCGAUUUAAACGAGGAGCUUGGCCAGGUUGAGUAUUUGUUCACUGACAAGACCGGUACACUUACUGAAAAUCUGAUGGUAUUCAGGCGGUGUUCGGUAGACGGAAAGACUUACUUGGAACGAGAUUGUGACGGCAGUCUUUACCUGCUCCCCGAGAACGGCGAUGAAACUUGUGCUGAAAAGCUCACCGUGUGGAAGCCAGAGAUUUGGCACUUCAUGAUUGGCAUUACUCUCUGCAACGUUGUCCACAUAGCACCGCCUAGCCAACGUGCCAGUAUAGUAACUCGACGGUCUAUAUUCCGGCAAAGUUUUCGGGAAAAAAAAACUACAGUCGUCAACAGCUCGCUACUCAUGGACCCGAAUCUACCGGAAUAUCAAGCAGCAUCGGCGGACGAAAAAGCUUUGGUGGAAGCAAGUGCCAGAUGUGGAGUGGUAUUGCAAAAGAAUAACGGUGACGAAAUGGAGAUACGGAUAAACAAUGACUUGUUAAAAUUUAGGAAACUGGACACGUUUGAAUUUACUUCAGAAAGGAAAAGAAUGUCCGUUAUAGUCCGAGACGGUGCUGGAGACAUAUGGCUGUACUGCAAGGGUGCUGACGCAUCAGUUUACCCGUUAAUCGUAAAGGGCAAAGUGGCGGAAUCGAACAAACACGUCGAGGAUUUUUCCGGGCGAGGCUUGCGCACGCUUGUAGUCGGGUUCAAGAAAAUUUCAAAAUCGGAUUACGAUCGCUUAAUGGUCAGUGUGGAACGUGCUAGACAAAUUAUUGGCCCAGAACGCGCUGCCCACGUGGAACGAUGUUACAGAUCGGUGGAAAAAGGCUUAACGCUUCUUGGCGUUACUGCCGUCGAAGACAGAUUACAGGAGGGUGUUCAGGAAACGCUGGAGUCCUUACGAGCAGCUGGGAUUAAAAUCUGGGUUUUAACAGGGGACAAGGGAGAGACUGCAGAGAAUAUUGCUUACCUCUGCGGUCACUUCAAAAAAGGCACCGAGAUAUUGAGACUAAUGGGUGAGGCCACAGCAGAAAACUGUUGCGUAGCACUCACUAGUUUCAAACAAAAACUUGAAUUGGAGCCUUACAAGCAGUUCGGGUUGAUAAUGGACGGUGCGAGCAUGACAACAGCAUACAGGGACUGCCCAGACUUAUUACGAAACGUCACGAUGGCUUGCGAAUCCGUUGUGUGCUGCAGAAUGUCUCCUCUUCAAAAGUGUGAGAUGGUGCAAUUGAUCAAACAGUCAGACAAACUACCGAUUACCGCAGCUAUUGGUGACGGAGGUAACGACGUGUCAAUGAUACAACAAGCUCAUGUCGGUAUAGGCAUAAUGGGAAAGGAGGGACGUCAGGCGACAAUGAGUGCCGAUUUUGCUUUCGCUAAAUUCAUGUUCCUCCGACGGGCUCUCCUGGUACACGGUCACUGGUACUACAUACGUAUAAGCAUUUUAACACAGUACUUUUUCUACAAGAAUUUAACCCUGGUCGUGCCCCAAAUAUUCUUCGGCAUACACAGUGGAUUUUCUACUCAGGUGCUAUUUGAUAGUGUUUAUCUAAUGUGUUACAACGUGAUAUUUACUUCAAUUCCCGUACUGGUUUACGGUUUAUUGGAACAGGACCAUGUAGCAGACGAUCUAUUGAAGUUUCCUCAACUGUAUAAAUUGUACAAAAGAAAUUAUUUACUAACAAACAAACAGUUUUGUUUGUGGAUGGUCAGUGGUAUGUGGCAUGCAUCAGUAUCGUAUUUCGUGCCCUUCGGUUGCUGGUGGAUCAAUCCCGCUAUUUUAUACGACAAUACCCCAGGUGGUCACUGGGCCUACAGUACCUUGAUUUACUACGUCGUUAUUGCGGUGUCUAAUAUUAAGCUUCUGUUACACAGCACGUAUUGGACAAUUCCUUUUACAAUCAGCAUAGUAUUAUCUUGGUUGUCAUUCAUUCUACUCUCGCUAGUCUAUUCAUCGUUAGGGAUAGUGUACGACGGAGACAUAGUCUAUGUAAUGAAUAAGUUGUGCCUAUCCAUAACGUUCUGGUUGUUGACAACUGUUACAGUGGUAAUCGGUUUAUUACCGGAUUAUGCGAUUGUGUUGUACAACAGUUAUCGACCAAUGCGAGUUCACAAGAAAAAUCUGCGCAAGAGUCAUCAGAAAUCGGAAAUUGAGGAUUCGUCCAGUGGCAAUGGUCACGCUGGAAUCGGAAGGCGACUACUCAAUUUUUCCAUGCGGAAGUACAAACUCUCAUUCACCAAAAUGAAAUGAACAGUCCGAGCACCUCGUGACGAAGGGUGAUUCGCAAGAGCUUGAUUAUGCUUGGCCUGGAAAGAACAAUACAUCAAAACCAAGUGAAUCGACUUUCAUCUUGUAUAUUAAUU
Diprion similis is the source of this 3613-nucleotide messenger RNA. Its product is annotated as phospholipid-transporting ATPase IF-like. Gene Ontology annotation, cellular component: plasma membrane; endoplasmic reticulum; trans-Golgi network. The transcript has 19 exons. Gene Ontology annotation, biological process: phospholipid translocation. The record is from RefSeq and is a predicted model, not a curated record. Bases 141 to 3500 code for a protein of 1119 amino acids. NCBI's taxonomy places the organism in Eukaryota, Metazoa, Arthropoda, Insecta, Hymenoptera, Diprionidae. Gene Ontology annotation, molecular function: ATP binding; magnesium ion binding; ATP hydrolysis activity.